AUGGAGGACAGAGCAGGGCGCGCUUGGCGCUGGGCAGCAGGGCGCGCUUGGCGCUGGGCAGCGGGGCGCGCUGGCGCGCUGGGCAGCGGGGCGCGCUGGCGCGCUGGGCAGCGGGGCGCGCUGGCGCGCUGGGGAGCGGGGCGCGCUGGCGCGCUGGGCAGCGGGGCGCGCUGGCGCGCUGGGCAGCGGGGCGCGCUGGCGCGCUGGGCAGCGGGGCGCGCUGGCGCGCUGGGCAGCGGGGCGCGCUGGCGCGCUGGGCAGCGGGGCGCGCUGGCGCGCUGGGCAGCGGGGCGCGCUGGCGCGCUGGGCAGCGGGGCGCGCUGGCGCCUUGGGCAGCGGGGCGCGCUGGGCAGCGGGGCGCGCUGA
Closterium sp. Naga37s-1 is the source of this 366-nucleotide messenger RNA. The record is from the annotation of a GenBank genome assembly. Lineage: Eukaryota; Viridiplantae; Streptophyta; Zygnematophyceae; Desmidiales; Closteriaceae.